CUGCCGAGGCCGACCUAAUAGACGCGAUCAACGCGAAAAAAUAAUCAUAUAUAUGAGGAAAUGUCUGCUACAAUGCUUUUGCCUGGACACGAAUACACGUCCACUGAAAUCAAAAUUAAAUUGCACAAUUUUACAAACAAAUACAGACAAAAAAAGCAGAAAAUUGGCCCAUCGGGUGGCUGCCCUAGUCGGUGGAAAUAUUAUGAGGCGGUCCACCAAGCGCUAGACGAUUUUAAAAGUUUUUGUUCCGCCGAACUUGUGGAGGAUAGUAUUGAUGGCAAGUUUUAA
Bactrocera latifrons is the source of this 288-nucleotide messenger RNA. RefSeq lists its product as uncharacterized. The transcript is spliced from 2 exons. Bases 61 to 288 code for a protein of 75 amino acids. NCBI's taxonomy places the organism in Eukaryota, Metazoa, Arthropoda, Insecta, Diptera, Tephritidae. The record is from RefSeq and is a predicted model, not a curated record.